This is a messenger RNA of Cooperia oncophora, 702 nucleotides long. NCBI's taxonomy places the organism in Eukaryota, Metazoa, Nematoda, Chromadorea, Rhabditida, Trichostrongylidae. The record is from the annotation of a GenBank genome assembly.
AUGACGAUUGGGUUAGAGUCAUGGUUCCACAAUUUUUCCCAGUUCAUCCAAAGAGCCAGCACACCUGAAUCACUGGCUGAUAUUCCUCGACCGUACCUGGAAUACUCUAUAUGGGGACUGUUCAAAGGAGCAGAAAUCACAAGCGUUUUAGGUGGCCUUGUUGCCCAUCCUCUCUAUCGUUGGUAUCUUCACCGGCAGUUGACUCCUGAAAAAACAACGCCAAAUUCCCAUAAAAUUAUAAGGGCUGCAUGCAGGCGGUUACAGGGUCGUUUCCUCCUGGCCGGCUUAUUCACAGGACCUAUCAUUGCAGUAUUUCAUGCUCAGAGUAAAGGUAAUGACGCAGUAGUUCGGGAUAUGUGCUACAAAAUCCGCUGUAAUUACAGAAGCCUUUCAAUGUCAAGAUAUAUCCCAGUAAUCUUUUCCGGUACUGCUUGUUUCCAGGACCGAUUCGUGGCCAUGUUUGGAUUUGUCGGUUGGUACUGGAAAAGAUUUCAAGGAGCGGUCGAUGGCAUAAACAUCGCUAUUGCAUAUGCAUUGAUCAAUUCAAAGAUCAUCGCUCCACGAACAUCGCCUAUUUUCAAAGACCGUGUGCAGCCGCAUGAGAGGUACACCUCCCCGGAAGAAGCCAUGAGCAAUCGAUCUCAACUUAAAAAGUUUCUCGCUGAAGAAGAAAAACGGAAAAUGUUGGAAAGUGCUAAAUAA